UCACAGGUCCACUGCAACAACAUGUUCGCCAAAGGGGUGAAGAUCUUCAAGGAGGUGCAGUGCUACUUCCGCGCCGAUGCCAGCGAGUGGGAGCCCAGUGCCGUCUCCUCGGUGCUGGUGCUGGAUGACGUGAACCCCAGUGCCCGCUUCGUUACCGUGCCCCUGCUCCACCGCAUGGCCAACGCCAUCAAGUGCCAGUACUACUUUGCUGAUGCCUGGAUGAUGUUCAGCGAGAUCACCUUCCAGUCGGAUGCAGCCAUGUACAACAACUCGGUGGCGCCGCCCAACAUGCCUGUGGUCCCCACGACUUACGACCCCACACUCAAGGUAGAUGACAGCAACACGCGCAUCCUGAUCGGGUGUCUGGUGGCAAUCAUCUUCAUCCUGGUGGCCAUCAUUGUCAUCAUACUGUGGCGGCAGUUCUGGCAGAAGAUGCUGGAGAAGGCGUCACGGAGGAUGCUGGAUGAUGAAAUGACUGUCAGCCUCUCCCUGCCCAGCGAAUCCAGCAUGUUCAACCACAACCACUCCUCCUCCUCCAGCGAGCAGGAGUCCAGCUCCACCUAUGACCGCAUAUUCCCCCUGGGACCCGACUACCAAGAGCCCUCCCGCCUGAUCCGCAAGCUGCCUGAGUUCAGCCCAGGGGAGGACACGGGCUGCGGCGGCCCCAUGAAGCUGUCCCAGGCCAGUGUCCCUGAGGGCGUCCCCCACUACGCUGAGGCCGACAUCGUGAACCUUCAGGGUGUGACGGGAGGAAACACCUACUCAGUACCAGCCCUCACCAUGGACCUGCUCUCGGGCAAGGAUGUGGCUGUCGAAGAGUUCCCCAGGAAGUUGCUGACCUUCAAGGAGAAGCUGGGAGAAGGCCAGUUUGGGGAGGUUCAUCUCUGCGAAGUGGAGGGGAUGGAGAAGUUCACAGGCAAGGACUUUGCUUUGGAGGGCUUGGAUGUCAGCUCCAACCACCCUGUGCUGGUGGCUGUGAAGAUGCUGCGAGCAGAUGCCAACAAGAAUGCCAGGAAUGAUUUUCUGAAGGAAAUCAAGAUCAUGUCACGACUGAAGGACCCCAACAUCAUUCGGCUGCUGGCGGUCUGCAUCGCUGAUGACCCGCUGUGCAUGAUCACCGAAUACAUGGAGAACGGAGACCUCAACCAAUUCCUGUCCCGCCAGCAGGCAGAGAGCCCUCUCGCUGGCCAGGCACCCACUGUCAGCUACAGCGACCUGCGGUUCAUGGCCACCCAGAUCGCCUCCGGCAUGAAGUACCUCUCCUCCCUCAACUUCGUGCACCGAGACCUGGCCACACGCAACUGCCUGGUGGGGAAGCAGUACACCAUCAAGAUCGCCGACUUUGGCAUGAGCAGGAACCUCUACAGCGGGGACUACUACCGCAUCCAGGGGCGGGCGGUGCUCCCCAUCCGCUGGAUGUCCUGGGAGAGCAUCCUCCUGGGCAAGUUCACACCAGCCAGUGAUGUGUGGGCGUUCGGUGUGACGCUGUGGGAAACCUUCACGCUCUGCCGGGAGCAGCCCUACUCCCAGCUGUCUGACGAGCAAGUUAUCGAAAAUACUGGCGAGUUUUUUCGGGACCAGGGCCGGCAGACCUACCUUCCCCAGCCUAUACUUUGCCCUGACUCAGUCUAUAAGCUAAUGCUCAGCUGCUGGAGACGGGACACUAAAGACCGUCCCUCCUUCCAGGACAUCCAUCGCCUUCUCCAAGAGUCAGCCAGUGAAGAAUGACCUUUUGCUCCCCCCUAGCCUGGUCCCCAUCCCUUCCCGUUCCCAGAGGAGCCCCAGACGCAAACCAAAGCCACUUCACACGGACCUAGCGAUAAAGCCCGGGCGGUGGGCCUUGUUCUCAUUGUACAGUGAAGCCUUAGAAGAAGACACCAAGGGCAGCCAGGAGAGCCAUGGCGUGGGACGACUUGGACCUCCCGGUCGCUUGCUGACCUAAGGCCAGGAACAAGGCGGGCUGAGACGAGGGUUAUUUAUUGACGCAGCGUGUU
Apaloderma vittatum (bar-tailed trogon) is the source of this 1994-nucleotide messenger RNA. RefSeq names its product discoidin domain-containing receptor 2-like. The annotation marks the transcript as partial. Gene Ontology annotation, biological process: cell surface receptor protein tyrosine kinase signaling pathway; multicellular organism development; positive regulation of kinase activity. Lineage: Eukaryota; Metazoa; Chordata; Aves; Trogoniformes; Trogonidae. Gene Ontology annotation, cellular component: membrane; signaling receptor complex. Gene Ontology annotation, molecular function: ATP binding; protein tyrosine kinase collagen receptor activity; collagen binding. The record is from RefSeq and is a predicted model, not a curated record. The transcript is spliced from 10 exons.